Molecule: messenger RNA, 924 nt
Organism: Dovyalis caffra
Lineage: Eukaryota; Viridiplantae; Streptophyta; Magnoliopsida; Malpighiales; Salicaceae
Source: the annotation of a GenBank genome assembly
AUGAAUCGGGGUAUUGGAAUCCUGUAUCCGGCCUCGUAUUUUCAGAAUUCAAACUGGCUGUUUCAAGAAAGCAGUGGAACGAAAUGGACCACUGAGGAGAACAAGCAGUUCGAGAAUGCUUUGGCUUUGUAUGACAAGGAUACGCCUGAUCGGUGGCUGAAGGUGGCAGCCUUGAUUCCAGGCAAGACUGUAGGCGAUAUCAUCAAACAGUAUAGGGAAUUGGAGGAAGAUGUUAGCGAUAUAGAAGCAGGACUGAUCCCAAUUCCUGGAUAUAAUAGUGAUUCUUUCACGUUAGAGUUGGUAAGUAAUCAAGGGUAUGAUGGAUUGAAACAAUUCUAUAGUCCUGGAGGCAAGAGGGGCACAACCACUCGGCCUUCUGAGCAGGAAAGGAAGAAAGGUGUGCCAUGGACCGAGGAGGAGCACAGACAGUUUCUUUUGGGUCUUCAAAAGUAUGGUAAAGGGGAUUGGAGAAAUAUCUCCCGCAAUUAUGUGACCACUAGGACGCCGACUCAGGUGGCUAGCCAUGCUCAAAAGUACUUUAUCAGGCAAAGUACUGGAGGAAAGGAUAAGAGGAGAUCUAGUAUCCAUGAUAUCACGACUGUCAAUCUUCAAGAUGCCAAAUCUCCUUCACCAGAAAACAAAAGGCCGUCAUCUCCAGAUCAUUCAACCACAACCAUGCAAUCUCAGGCACAACCAAAAUCGGCUGGUAUGAUUAACGGGUUAUUUGACUGGAAAUCACAAAAUGAAGGAACAUCCACGGCUUUCAAUCCAGCAAAUGGCAAUUUGCUGAUGACACCUUUCUGUGGGAUAUCCUCAUAUGGAUCCAAGCUGCAGGAGCAAAAUCUGCUUGGAGGAACACUUCCAGGAUAUCAGUUCGGUCCUUACAAUUUGAUUUUUCCGAUGCAAUCAAUGCAGCAUCAAUAA